Mycotypha africana is the source of this 2936-nucleotide messenger RNA. Its product is annotated as kinase-like domain-containing protein. Bases 265 to 2601 code for a protein of 778 amino acids. The record is from RefSeq and is a predicted model, not a curated record. NCBI's taxonomy places the organism in Eukaryota, Fungi, Mucoromycota, Mucoromycetes, Mucorales, Mycotyphaceae. The transcript has 5 exons. Gene Ontology annotation, molecular function: protein serine/threonine kinase activity; ATP binding. Gene Ontology annotation, biological process: protein phosphorylation.
GAAAAGAAAUGCCUCGUUUGCACAACGUUUACUGACAGUAAAAAGUGCCUCGAAAAUAGAUCUUCAGAACACAAAUAUUAUUACUACAGUGCUAACAUCUGAAGUAUUUCAUCAUCCGUUGUGUCUCACAAUAGAGCUCUUCGACAAGCCAAAGUUUGCCCUGAUUGUCACCCAUUAGUGCCCUUGUGGUACAUUUUGUUUUCCUUAUCUUAUUAUAGUUGACAUAUUCUUCAUAGAAAUAUAUAAUAGGGUUAACAAGCGAUCAUGUCAGUUAAGCAGCUAUUUCAAAGGAGAAGAAAAGUUAAAAAAUUGGCAUCUCCAAAAAGCGUGAUUUACAAGUAUGUUGGUGUCAUUGAAACGAUCAUGUUGUGCAAAUGUCAAGAAGAUCAUACAAAGCACCAGACUGUCUCUGUUUUUACUCUAAUUGUUGAAGAACCAACCAGACACUUGAUUUUGAUACGAUUUUAUGAAGAUUUCUUUGACUUCGAUAGAAGAAUUAGAGGUACCUUCAGGAAAAAUAAAAUACGCCUACCAAAUAUCCAACAUAGUAUAACCCGUAACUCUGGAUUUAACCGAGAAUACCAGUCGAAGGCACCUAAAGUCAAACAGAGGCUGUUGCGCAAUUUUAUCAACGUAGAAAAAAUUCACUGUUCGUUUUACUCUGAUUCCUGUCACAAUAAUAAUAGAAAUGCUUCGAACGCUACUAUACUUGAAGACUAUCUAUAUCAUUGCUUUAACGACAUAGAAAUUCAAUCUUCUUCUCUGUUGCAAGAUUUUCUUAGACCUCAGCGUGAACAGGACCAUGUUAUAAUAAAGAAACGACAAUCAGAGUACAACUGGUAUUCAAAAAAAGACUUACGAGCGAACAGCAUAUCAAUAACAUCUUCGAUCAACAAGAACACAAGAGACAAUAGACAAACAACGAGUAACGACCAAGGUCACUUUAAUGCAUUGUCUGUCGUCCAUCGUGGCCCAUCACCGCUAUCAAACGAGAAUAAUGUAAAAUCAGCAUCUUUGUUAGAUUCAGAACACCAAAUAUUACAAAGGAAGAGUUUACAGUUACAGCGAAAACAACAACAAUGUUCAUCUUCCUCUAAUGAAAACAAAAGUGUCAUAAUAUCUACGUCGUCACAAUCUGUCAACGAAGGCUUCCUACCAAAGCAACACGACCCUUCUAUCGAGAAUUUUCACUUUAUUAAAGUAAUUGGUAGAGGUUGUAUAGGCAAGGUAUUUUUAGUAAGGCAUAAGAAGACUACCCGAUUGUAUGCAUUAAAAGCUAUCAAUAAACUGACCGUCUUUGAGCAAGAACAGUUGACUCACAUCAAAGCAGAACAACAGAUUUUGGCAGAUAUUGCUUUAUUAAAUCAUCCAUUUCUAAUUAGACUUCAUUACGCGUUUCGCGAUUCGAAUUAUCUCUUUCUUGUACUAGAUUACCAUGUAGGAGGCGAUUUAGCAACACAGCUAAGACUCCAUCACAAACUGGAUACAAAGAGAUGCUUAUUUUAUACAGCAGAGAUUACCCUCGGACUCCAGCAAUUACAUCGCAUGGGCAUACUUUACAGGGAUUUAAAACCUGAGAACAUACUUCUAACCGCCGAUGGUCAUAUUGUACUAACAGAUUUUGGCCUGUCGAAGCAGUUUUCUUCCGCCGACGAGAUGCAAAAGACAGCCACUUUCUGCGGAACAGCUGAGUAUAUCGCACCUGAAAUCUUGGAUCAACUACCGUACUCUUACGAAGUAGAUUAUUGGAGCUUGGGGACUAUUUUGUAUGAAAUGAUUACUGGCAUUACUCCAUUUUGGGCUGAGAAUAGGGACGAAAUGUUUCGACGUAUACGUGAAGAUCCUCUUCAGUUUCCAGCUUUUAUCGAUAUCGAGACAGCAGAUUUCAUUGCACGUCUGUUACGAAGGGAACCGAAACGCCGUUUAGGCAGUGGAUCUGACGGACCAUUACAGGUUCGUUCUGACCCUUACUUUUACACAAUUGAUUGGGGUUUAUUAUAUUCCAAGCGUAUCAAACCACCUUAUCGACCUGCUAUCGAAUCAGAAAUGGAUUUAAGUCUUUUAGACAGCGAGUUAUUGCAACUGACACCGAGACUAUCUCCAGUUAGCAGAAGACGGCAGGAAGCUGAAGAUCUGACUAUGAGUCAGCAUAGUCUUCUAUCAGAUCCUUAUUUCUAUCAGCAACGAGAUCAACCGGAUGUUUUUGAAGGUUAUUCAUUUAUAAAAGAAGAAGGAAUCCAUCUAUGUUCUACGGACUCAGUACCUUCAAAUGUGUAUAGUAUGGUUAGCAGCCCUCCUAUUCACACCUUAAUGGACAUAGCUCUUCAACAAGAGACGUCAGUAGACAGUAACAUCAAAUAUUUCAUUUACAACAAUGAAAGCGAAGAUAUUAUUGGGUACAAUGAAUAUGCAGAUUUGGGUAAUGAAUUCAUGAGUAGUGACGAGGAUAAUAUAUGCCCUGCGGACUUUGUUCGUAAUGAUCGUCAUGACGAUAUACUGAGUUAUGAAAAUUGUUCGGGAAGAGAUAGUUGCAGUAUCAUGCACGAGGAAACAGAUGGAUCCCAAUUGUUUAUGACCUAUAAGACUAGUAACGACACUUAAUCAUAUUUCCAAAAGCACCACCCAAUCAGUCUAUAAGCAAGCACAGCCAUUUGGCAUGAUCUUUUUUGUCCUCCAAUCAAUAAUAAAUAAUUAAACAGUAUUAAUUUCACAAGUUUGGCUGGAUUCGAACGCGCAGAAUUAUAUGCAUAUUUCAACUAAAUGGCACUUUAUUUAGUACCAGUAAUACACAGUUUAUUAGAAAAACUCGUCCUCGCAUACCUGUAUGCUUAUUUUAAGUUUUUCUAUGACCAUCAUCAAGAUUUUAUAAUACAUCCAACAAUAGACUUUUGCAAAUUAUUUUCCUAUACAAAACUGUCCGAAAAGUGUAUCUAGAA